This is a messenger RNA of Trichobilharzia szidati, 1193 nucleotides long. NCBI's taxonomy places the organism in Eukaryota, Metazoa, Platyhelminthes, Trematoda, Strigeidida, Schistosomatidae. The record is from the annotation of a GenBank genome assembly.
AUGAUAUGCGAUGAGGCUUUCAUGUCAUCAUCCUUAGAUAAGCCGACUAAUGAACACUCAGUCACCCCUUUUGGUGUAAAUGCUCCACCUGCAGUUCAGCAUCACAUUGACGUGAAAUCGAAAUUGUGGUCAAAAGAAAUUUAUUUGGAUGUCUGUGAUAGACCUAGUCUUUCAACACUUCUCGACUUUAUGAGUAUGAUUCAGAACUUGUCGUGCAAUCGUGUGGAUAGUGAACCUGCAUCAGCGAACUCUCGAAUAAAUCAUACAUACUUAAGUAUACCCUCAAGUAUUUGUUUGAGCAAGACUUCGUUGACAUUAUCCUAUCCUCUCAGUGACUAUGGAUCUGUACAUGACCUUUUGCUUAAUAAGUGUGAUAGAUUCAAUGAGGACUUAAUUUGUGCUAUAUUUAGUCGAGCGGUGUUCUGCAUCGACCAGUUGCAUAGCAGUGGCUUGCUUCACCGUGGUUUGUGCUGCAAGCAUCUCCUUCUGCGUAAGAAAUUGGCCACCGACUCACAGUCUGAUGAAGUGGAGGUUGUACUCUGUGGCCUUGGAAGCAUAGCUCAUCUACCUCCAUCCUGGAGUUCUGUGGCACGAAACGAUUUACCCUUCCUCUAUGUUGCUUGGCGUGGUUGGAGGGUACCCGAGUCAUCUAAAAGUCAGUCAUCGUACAGCCAUCCGGUAGCUUGGUAUAGUCCUGAGUUACUAUCACAAGACUUUACCGGGUAUUCAUGGUCUUCAGAUGUAUACAGUUUAGGACUCAUCCUAUAUGAGAUGUUCACUGGCAAACCACCCUACACUGGAUGUCCCCCUUCCUUAAUCUUUUUGAAGAAAAUGCUUCAUUUGGAUUUCCCUAAGCUUUAUAAUAAUAAUAAUCGUCAUCCACCAAGUGCUCAAUUGGAAGAAAUUUAUAAUGCUUGCACACACUACAAUCCAAAACAACGUCCAUCUACAAAAGAUUUAUUAAAUAUGCCAUGGAUACAGCAAGGUUUAAACAGACCUAUCACAAGUAAAGAAUUAGAUUCCUUAUGAGUUAAGAUAAGGUGCAAGGAAUAGUCAAGUGGAAGACAUAAAGAGGAGGUAACAACAUAUAUACACACAAAAAAUUUCUCUCUCUCACUCAUAGAAAUAUUAAUAUUGUUAUAUACAUUAGUCUUAUACAUAAAAUGUACAUAUAUAUACAUAUACAUUUUUUU